UCAUUAUUAUAAUGACAUCAAUCUCGUAAACCGCUAUACAAUGAUACAUGUCCUCUAAUAUUUUUAUUGGUCUGCCCUGGUAUUAUUAACGCUAAUUGACAACAUACCAGAGUGACGGUUGAGAACUGACCACUUUGCCCUACAUAUUCAAUUAACCUAUCGUUUUUCGCUGGAUAUGUGAAUCAAUAUAGCUAUUAUUACAUUGUGAUGGCGUCGGCAUUUAAAUAUACACACGCUGUGGUUUCCAGAAUACCAAAUUCACUUGCAACAGCGACAAAUAAUAUUGAUUUACUUGAAGCUAAAAAGCAACAUGAAACUUAUGUCAGAGUUCUCAGGGAGCUGGGGUUAGAUGUGAUAGAGUUGCCACCUGAUGAACAAUUACCUAUGUGUGUCUUUGUAGAAGACACUGCUAUAGUUUGUAAUGGAACUGCACUGAUAUCUCGACCUGGAGACCCAGAAAGGGUAAAAGAAAUUGAGACAAUAAGAGUGGUACUCAAAAAAGAACUAGAUCUGCCAAUAAUAGAAAUAUCCGAUAGUGCAGCAAGAUUAGAUGGGGGUGAUGUUUUGUUUACAGGUAAAGAAUUUUUUGUGGGAAUAUCACAAUGGACUAAUGAAGCAGGAGCUAGAGCAGUCGCUGCUGCAUUUCCUGAAUACCCAUGUACGCCCAUUAAAGUACCCAGUUCCAAACACCUAAAAGCUUUCAUAUCUAUGGCAGGACCAGAUCUUUUGUGUGUAGGUAGUGGUAAAGAAAGUCAAGAGGUCCUUAAGAGGAUGGAAAGGGAAGCUACAUUCUCUUAUCAAACACUUACUCUGCCCGAGGAUGAAGCAGCUAAUGUUUUGUUUUUAAAUGGAACCUUGGUUCAUCGCAGUAUAGAUGAAAUACCCUCCUCAUUUAAGGUAAUGGGUAAUAAAGUAGAUUUUCCUCGAAGAUCUAUAAAUAUAUCUGAAUUAGCGAAGGCUUCCUGUGGGUUAUCAUCUAGUUGCAUCUUAAUCAAAAGGAUGCGACACAUAAAAAGCCUUUAAUUGGCAUGAUGAAAAAUAUGUGUUGAAUGCUUUUGCAGACUUGCAUUUUUAAUUACUGACCAAAUAGUAUUUACUCAUUGACUACAUUUAAGAUUUUGUAAGAAAGUUAUAUGCAGAAACUAAAGUAUUAUAGCCCAAUUAGAUUGAGAACAUAUUGUUCUGACAUCUUUUCAAACCACGAGCUAUAUUUGAAGAAAAAACUUUAAACUUGAAGAAAUAAUAAAACUUUCUUCGCUAUUUAUUUUUCGUUACUGUUAUAGGGAUAUAACUCAGAAUAAGUGAGUGACGAAUCUCAUUGAUAAUUUGCGAGGAAAACAUGCAAAUAUCACAGAAGAAUCUCAUUCUUAUUCAAUAAGUUUAUACAGGAUCUUAAUAAAUUAUUGUAACACCGCAGUGGGCUUCAACAUGGAGGUAAAUCUUACCUCCAUGGGCUUCAAUUUUGAAAUUCUGUGACAUUUAAGGUCCUUUCUAGUCUGCCCUCAUUCUAAUUUCGACCGUGCCAGGAAACAGUAUCAAUAACAGGUUUUACU
This is a messenger RNA of Coccinella septempunctata (seven-spotted ladybird), 1553 nucleotides long. RefSeq names its product N(G),N(G)-dimethylarginine dimethylaminohydrolase 1. NCBI's taxonomy places the organism in Eukaryota, Metazoa, Arthropoda, Insecta, Coleoptera, Coccinellidae. The record is from RefSeq and is a predicted model, not a curated record. Gene Ontology annotation, biological process: arginine metabolic process; positive regulation of nitric oxide biosynthetic process. The transcript is spliced from 5 exons. The coding region runs from base 208 to 1023 and encodes 271 amino acids. Gene Ontology annotation, molecular function: dimethylargininase activity; amino acid binding.